CUGUCCUGCUCUCUCUGCAACCCUCCUCUCCACAGGCAGGGUUGAGAGCAAGAAGGUGCAGAAUGUAGGCCUGCAGAAUUGUCAGACCUGGUGGCGGCUUCUGCCACUGGAAGAAUUUCCAACAUGAAACAGAUGAUCAGUUUGGGACAAUAGAUUCUGCAACCAGAGGUAGCGUCAUUUGGUUACUUUUAAAAUUCGGAUUGUCUGGUGUUUUCCAAUCACUAGCGACUGUGAUUAGAAGCUGGGUUCUGAGAUAAUGCAAUCACUGUCGCUCUAGUUUAUAAAGCUGUCCAAGAUCUUCCCAGUCCCAGAUGUCCUGGGUCCUCAGGGCCGCUGUGGUCUGCGCCCUUCUCCUGCAGCAGGAUGCCAGCCCAUCCCUUUGGGUGAGAGGUCGGGGUCUCAUUGCGCUCCUCCUCCCAGGUUCACACUCGCUUAGGUAUUUCUACACCGCUGUGUCCCGGCCUGGCCUUGGGGAGCCCUGGUUCAUAAUCGUCGGCUAUGUGGACGACAUGCAGGUCCUGCGCUUCAGCAGCAAGGAGGAGACUCCAAGGAUGGCACCCUGGCUGGAGCAGGAGGAAGCAGAUGACUGGAAGCAGCAGACUCGUAUAGUCACAAUUCAAGGACAGCUCUCUGAAAGGAAUCUGAUGACCCUGGUUCAUUUUUACAACAAGAGCGUGGAUGACUCUCACACACUACAGUGGCUGCAAGGCUGCGAUGUGGAGCCAGAUCGGCGCCUGUGUCUCUGGUACAACCAGCUCGCCUAUGAUAGCGAGGAUCUCCCCACCCUGAACGAAAACCCAAGUUCCUGUACAGUGGGAAACAGCACUGUACCUCACAUCUCUCAGCACCUGAAGAGCCACUGCUCAGAUCUGCUGCAGAAAUACCUGGAAAAAGGGAAGGAGAGGCUGCUGCGUUCAGACCCCCCAAAGACACAUGUGACCCAUCAUCCCAGACCUGAAGAUGAAGUCACCCUGAGGUGCUGGGCCCUGGGCUUCUACCCUGCUGACAUCACCCUGACCUGGCAGAAGGAUGGGGAGGAGCUGAUCCAAGAAAUGGAGUUUGUGGAGACCAGGCCUGCAGGGGAUGGAACCUUCCAGAAGUGGGCAACUGUGGUGGUGCCUCUUGGGGAAGAGCAGAAUUACACAUGCCAUGUGCACCAUGAGGGGCUGCCUGAGCCCCUCACCCUGAGAUGGGAGCCUGCAUGGUACCAAAAGCCUUGGAUUUGGAUUGUUGCCAUGGUUUUUUCCAUUUUGCUCAUUUGUCUCUGUGUGGCUUGCAUAUGCAUGAAGAAGAAUGCAGGUGGGAGAGGAAGGCCUGACACCCAGGAAGCAGGCAAAGACAGUCCCCAAGACUCUAGCAAGCUUGUCCAGGAUGAUGAGGAGAUGGGGGUUCCCUUUUGGAAGAUUGGGUACUAUAAGACUCAUCUAGGCCACUCCCCUGGAACUUCAGUUGGCUUGUCUUUACUGUCACCUUGACUGGAAUUAGGAUGAUCUGUGAGAUGCCCCUUUGAGUGACUGGGCUGUGAGGCCAGCAGGUCAGUUCUUGCCACCCUGGACAGAAACACAUCUCACCUUUCUGGCUCGAAGAUCUGACCACCUGUCUCUUCCCUACUUGGCUUCUAGUCAGGCAUUUUGUCAGAGUAUCAAGGGUCCCAGGGACACAAAGCUCCCUCCUCUCACCCACAGCACUCUGGGUACUACCCACAAUGUUUCAGGGACAUUUAAUCAGGUCAAAUUGGGAUCAAUGGCUUUGAUGCAGAAAAGAACUGUGGACUAGUAGAGAUAGGCUGUAAUUAAAAAAAAAAUCUUUUUAAUUUUAA
Messenger RNA from Mus caroli (Ryukyu mouse), 1819 nucleotides. Its product is annotated as H-2 class I histocompatibility antigen, Q10 alpha chain-like. Gene Ontology annotation, molecular function: signaling receptor binding; peptide antigen binding. The record is from RefSeq and is a predicted model, not a curated record. Lineage: Eukaryota; Metazoa; Chordata; Mammalia; Rodentia; Muridae. Gene Ontology annotation, biological process: immune response; positive regulation of T cell mediated cytotoxicity; antigen processing and presentation of endogenous peptide antigen via MHC class I via ER pathway, TAP-independent. Gene Ontology annotation, cellular component: external side of plasma membrane.